AUGACCAUUAUCACUGAAAGUAAAAGUAAAAGAAAAUCCCAAAUUUUGAGUUGUUACCAGAACAGUAAUAGAGGGGAAGUCUAUUACAAGGUCUAUUGGUGGAGAAAUAAAAAUUUAUUUUGCCUCUUAAAGCAUUUAAUCAAUAUCUUAUGUGUGUUCCCCACAUUUCCAGCUGAAAACCUCCUCUUCUGGGAGGCCUGUGAAGAAUUAAGGUACGGAGAGCAGUCGAAAGUGACAUCCACUGUGCAGUCUGUAUAUGAGCAGUUUCUGGCCCCUGGAGCGACGCGCUGGGUAAACAUUGACAGCAAGACAAUGGAAAAGACACUAGAAGGUAUAAAGAACCCACAUCGGUAUGUGUUUGAUGAUGCCCAAAUGCAUAUCUACAUGUUGAUGAAAAAGGUGGGUUCUCACAAGACACCGGCACUGCUACUUCAUUUCGCAACAACAUUCCCAGCAUUCAUUUAUUCUAGUGAGGCAAACAGGCUUUGA
This is a messenger RNA of Staurois parvus, 489 nucleotides long. Lineage: Eukaryota; Metazoa; Chordata; Amphibia; Anura; Ranidae. The record is from the annotation of a GenBank genome assembly.